Molecule: messenger RNA, 523 nt
Organism: Fulmarus glacialis (Northern fulmar)
Lineage: Eukaryota; Metazoa; Chordata; Aves; Procellariiformes; Procellariidae
Gene: AAMDC
Product: adipogenesis associated, Mth938 domain containing
Exons: 3
Coding region: 15-383 (122 amino acids)
Biological process (GO): positive regulation of fat cell differentiation
Cellular component (GO): cytoplasm
Source: RefSeq, a predicted model, not a curated record
GCUUCAAUUUUGUGAUGUCUUCCCCUGAAAUUGCUUCCCUUUCGUGGGGUCAGAUGAAGGUGAAAGGCUGCUCUACAACGUACAAGGACUGCAAAGUAUGGCCGGGAGGAAGCCGAACCUGGGAUUGGCGAGAAACUGGGACUAAUCAUUCUCCAGGAGUGCAGCCAGCUGACCUUGAAGAAGUUGUCAAGAAGGGUGUUAAAACUGUGGUGAUCGGUCGUGGCAUGAGUGAGGCUUUGCAGGUUCCACCAUCUACUGUGGACUAUCUGAAGAAAAAUGGGAUUGACGUGUUGGUCUUGCAAACGGAGAAGGCUGUGGAAGAGUACAAUGCCCUGGCUGCUCAGGGUGUCAAAGUGGGGGGAGUCUUCCAUUCAACCUGCUGAAGCGUUACAGCUCAUUCCGCCUUCCUUGACCGCAGCCAAAUCGCGGACACACCUCUCUGCUGAAUCAAAUUACAGUCAGAGAGUGGACUUACGUGCCAAGGCAUUUGUGCACCGACAAUCUAAAAUGCAAGGACGGUUUA